CAGGAAGUCUCGCGAAUAACGAUAAUAAACGAGACAAAAAUCAGUCAACGAUGAAGAAAUUUUCUGUACAUUCAACAUAAACAACGUUGACAAUUUCGAAAUGACUUGACAAACAGUGAACUUAAAUAAUGAAUUCCAUAAGGAAAUGGUUGUACAAGCCGAGGAAAACUGACAACACCUUGUUGGCUCAGUUUUUCUUUGCUGAUGAAGACCUCAAUCUGGUAGCAGCAGAACUAGACAGCUUUGAUGGACGCAAGGACCCUGAGAGGUGCACGAUGCUGGUUAACCAGCUUAGGGUAUGUCAGGAUAAGGUCCUCACUGUGAUACAGAGGAUAAUGGAGGACGCCAUUCCCACUGAGCGCGCAAACAGAGACUUUCGGGUGAAGUUUCCCGAUGAUGUGUUGCAAGAGAGUUUGGCUGGACAGCUUUGGUUUGGAGCUGAGUGUCUUGCUGCUGGGUCAAGUAUUUUGAAUCGAGAAGUGGAGAGUGCCAGUAUGCGGCCAUUGGCCAGGGCCUUGACGAAGAACCUAGACAGCCUCAGGUCCAUACUCAGGGAUCAGUGCCUUAAAACAUGUACAGAAUACACAGACAGGAUCAAGGAAGCGCUGGUGAUAUUUGACAAGCUGUUUGCGGAGUUUGAGCUUAGCUACGUAAGCGCCAUGGUGCCUGUGAAGACCAUGAAGGAGUAUGACAUGCUGCAGGAGGUCACGGUGCUCUUCUCAGAGACAGUGCACAGGGCAUUGAAGGUGAACCUUCUUAGCCAGGACAUGAUAGAUGACUGUGAUCCCGCCCUGAUGUUCACCAUUCCACGACUGGCCAUCGUCUGCGGGCUGCUGAUUUACCCCAAUGGUCCUUUGAAUCCGGACAUGGAGCCAACUAGCAUGUCAGAAAUGUACCGGCCUUUUCAGACACUGCUGCAGAAAAUCAGAGAACUGCUGCACACAUUGAGCAGUUCAGAGCUUUCAAUGCUUGAGAAGUCCCUGUGCAGUUCUGAAGAACCAGAGACCUCUUCCACACACUCAGUGGCCAGUCAAUCAGAAGCCUCCUCUCAAAUUGACCAGGGCUUUCAUGAAGGGGGUGAAGGCAUCGUCUCAGUAACGGUCGAUCAGAUUGGUUCAGAUCUGCUUGACCAUUCUUCCUGCUCUGGUAGCCCUGUGACUCCAGUGAAUGAACUUCUAGAUGCUCCAGAUUUCGGACAGCUUUCGCCAUCGUCCACAAUCAUGGGAGAGCACUGUGAUGAUGUUGAUCUAAUAUGUUUGAAUAUGAACUUGAAUAAGUCCGAGUCGCAAGAUUCGGGUCUGCAGAGUGAGAAUGCUAGCACACAGGAUACAGUGCCUGCUGACUUCCCAGUCUCACCAGCUGGCGACAUUGGCAAUGAAGCUGGUAUCGAAUUGCUUGGCAAUGAAGCUGGUAUUGAAUCGCUUUGUGACCAUGGGACUAUGGAUGCUGACGUUGACAACAAACUCACCAAAGCCUUUUGUGAUUGUGACAUAUCUACUUGUGAAUCGACUUUGUGUGAUACGGAAAUGACUGGUGCAAUAAGUGACUCGAUAGUUGUUGGGACUGAAUCACAGUGUGAAUCUAGUGCUUCAAAUGGUGAUCUGUGCAGUUCGAAUUAUGACUUGAUUUGUGAGUCCACUAAUGCAAUGGCUGACAGUGUCAUUGAAUUCUUGCCAUCACAGACUAACAUUAGUUCAGAAAAUACAAGAAAUAAAAACGAAGAAAAUUUAAACACAAACAUGUUUAGUGUGCUUAACACUGAAGUUAGUAUUCAGAGUGAUAAUUUAGUAGAUAGACAAGGCGAAAAUGGCUUUACUGGAUCAAAUAUUGAAAUUAACUUGGGAACUGAAAAUGCAGACAGCCAAGUGAAUGACACUGAAACUGAUCAGAAUAGAGAAUCUGCCUCUAGUAGACCAGCCUCUUUGCUAGACAGACAGUUUAGCUGGCAGUAUAAUGUGCAGUUUGCUUUGCCCCGUAUCACCAUGACACCAGACUAUGAAUUGGAGAGGCAGUCUUCAGGCUCCAUAUCAAGUGAUAGCACAUUGUCUGACACUGGCGUACAUGUGGAGAGUGUUUCAGACUUUGUCAACGAAUCUCUUGCCACAAUGACAAUGCCUGAUCGUGAGGUGCACGUGUGUCCCAUUAAUAAAGUUGUUUCUAAAGUUAAACGCACUGACAGGGUUGGGCGGCGGCAUCGACAUUCCAGUAGGGAAUCUGCCUUAGCGUCAAUAUCAAAUCAAAAUUGUUCAGCAGGGACGAGCGAUGUAGAUAUAGACUUAUCAUUGCCGUCAACCUCACAGAGUUCAACUGCUCAAAAUAAACCAAGGGGCAUAUCAACUACUCACGAGAAGAGAGACUCUGUUGAGAACAUUUCUUGUGAAAUUGGUGCUCAAACUGAUAACAAAGAUGACAUGACAUCAGAACAUUCGAGUACAUCUUACACUGAAGGAAGCUGCAUGUCUGAAUCCAAAGCUUUGCAGACGAAAUGUGAUAAUAAAGGGGGUAGUGUGAAUGGUGAUGCUUCAAAUGAGUGUUGUGACAGUGUAGCCUGUGAUGAGGAAUGCAGUGUUACCAGUUGCUCAAGCUCUCAGAGAACAGCCUCCAGUAUCAGCUGUGACUGUGAUUCUGAACAGUGCUGCAGUUGUGCGGGCAGUGAGACCAGCUCGUGCAAUUCUGAGAUGAACGAUGAGGAGGAGAUCGCCCUGGCGAUACGAGCUGCGGAGGCUGCGUCCCGGAAAGAGGCCCGCUCUCGAUUCCGCAGUAGUGGAGACCUUAUACACAGGCUCUUUGUGUGCAUAGCUGGUGUUGCAGACCAACUGCAGACAAACUAUGCCAGUGAUCUGCGCCACAUUCUCAAGUGUGUUUUUGAAAUGAACACCACCGAUGAACCAGAGACUCCACAGCCUGUCAGCCAUCCACUCGCAAUCAGUGAGGUGGCUGAGGUGGCCGCACCAACACCCAGUACGUCUCAAGUGCCGAGUGAUCGACCGACUCAAGAGCGUUCAUUGCCUAGCAACAGUAACCAAUCUGUGCCUUCUACCAGCAGUACAUAUACCCACAGUAGAAAUCAAAACAACAGAUCUCAGCCCACCUCUAGACGCAUUUUUGAUGAGCCCCCAGAGUGGGUACCUGAUGAUGAGGUAGAGAGAUGCACCGCUUGCAAGACCCCAUUCACGUUUGUACGGAGGAGACACCAUUGCAGAAACUGUGGCAAGAUAUUCUGUGGCAAAUGCUCCUCAACGACCGUGCCUUUACCACAGUAUGGCCACCAGAAGCCUGUGCGUGUGUGCCAUAGGUGUUUCCUCUACCAAGUCUCACACUUCACCGUCUCCCAUUAGACCUAAACAGAAUGUGUGCAUCUGUUGACAUUAACCAGGGUUAACACUAGAUUGACUUAGAAUCUGUUGGCUUUUUACCAGCACUCUCAGUAGGUUGGCACAUAAUCUGUGCAUCUUUUGACAUUUUUCAUCACCCAGUUGCUAUCAAAAUAUUUACAACCCAUAACAUUUUAAUUUUGAAACACAAUCUCAUAAACAGUCCGCUUAAAUUGACGUGUUUAUGAAAAAUGACUGUUUAUUCUAAAUAAAAUCUUUUCACAGACUGUAACUUUGAUGUAUGAUAUAUUUUGAGUGGCCAUAAAUGCUUUGAACAGCCAUGUCCCUGUUGCAACUUAGAUGUGUGUUUUUAUCGUUCUAACAAUUGCAAAAUACUGUCAGAGUUAUUAGCAUUUGUUUUGUCUUUGUCACAUGCUUAAUGCUUAUUUUAAUGUCAUUGAACUGUUUUCAGUUGUUACUUUAUUUCAGACACUAAUGUAAUUGGUUUUAGAUAUAUAUAUAUACAUACUUAUUAGUCAUAUGAUAUAUGCAGAUGUCAGCAUUUUUAUUGUCAUAUGUAAAAUGUAUCCUGUCUUUUACCUCUGUUUUUUGCACACCUGAUGAGCUGGUGAGCUUUUGUGAUCACCUUUUUUACGUCAACAUUUGCCUUGUUAACACUCUAUAGGCUACAUUUAUUGUCCGAUCUUCAUAAGAAUUUGUCAGAAGAUAUCAUGAACGAGUUCAAAAAUGGUUCUGGUUGGUUGAAAAAUAUGGCCGCAAGGGGGCGAGGCAUUUUUCCUUAUAUGGCUAUAGUUAAACCUUGUUAACUCUGUAAAAGUCACAGUUAUAGUUCAAUCUUCAUGAAACAUGGCCAGAACAUUUGUUCUAAUCAUAUCUUGGAGUUCAUUGAACAGGUUAGUUCAUUUGUAUCUCAUGUGAGCGACUUUGGGCCUUUCAGGCCCUCUUGUUAAUAUAAGUAACAACCAUUUUGGUAUAAAUCAAACUACAUUUGUUGCACUAAUUUUAACUGUGCAUGACUAUCUGAAUGUUAUAGUUCGAAAUUAAUAAUAGUUAUUUUCUAAUGUGUUAUUUCCUCAGACUAUUAUGCUAUGAUGAAUUAUCAAUGCGAUUGUUUGUAUUUCUAAUAAGUUUACUCAAAUUUCUUAAGGCAGCCUUUUUUUUGGUAGUGUAUUGAUUGCCUUAGAAGAACAAGUGACAAUUAUGUUAAUUGUGUAGUCUCUUCUAUGAAGAGAGAAUCAGGUGAAGAUUUUAAUUGAAUGUAAAACAUCAACUAUGGUACCUAGAAUGUUGUUUUAUUUUUGUUAAAUAACCCCUAUAAUUUAAAUUUGUUGAUAAUGUUCAGUCCUUCCCAAAAUUAUAAUUUAUUGCUGGCCAUGAGGUCCUAUAAUCAUGCAGCCAUUUCCAGCCCAGACUGAUUAUUUCAGGCCCAAAAAGUAAAAAAUGACGACGAAAGACAAAGAUGACAUUUUUAACAAUAUUUUAAUAUUAUCAGAUUAAUUUAAUGCCCUGCUUGCUUACGAAUUAAUCCGAUAUAACGGGAACCAAAAGUAUGUGGUAUUGUUCUCUCCUUUUGCGAAUCUACUCAUAUAGUGAUGACGUAGUGUGUAAUUUGCUUUGAUGACGCAGCAAAAAUCUUUGGAUACCGUAUAUGCACGUACGUUAUUCAAGAAAUGCAACCAAUGAAAAAAUGUUUUACAUGAUUGGAGUAUUCAUAAAUAACUCAGUAAAUUCCCACUUUUGCCUUAAAAGUUUUCUGGAAAUAGCUUAUGGAAUUCCAAAUUUCGCCACAAUUUUAUAACCGGACACGAGGUCCGGUAAUAUUAGAAUCAUUUCCGGAUUUUCCAAAUUAUUAUCGGAAAAAUCCGAGGACCGACGGUAUUUCGGAAAGACUGUAAUGUUGCAUUCUUUUUGAAUGUGCCUUUUCAAAGUUAAAAUCAUUUAUCGCAUAAUAAUAUUUUUGUGAUGGCUUUGGACAAGUGGUUCAUUUGAAGACUGAAAUUUCCUGAAUGAAUUGAGCCUGCAGAAAACAUGAACAUCUGCCUCUUGGAAAUAAUGACUUUAGUGCAUUAUAACCUGUUUUUCUUAAUUGGUCAGUUUGAAAUUAAAUUUUGGAUAACGAUUGACAUUACAUUGAUGUAUAUUUAUUUUUUUGAAAACAAUAGUCUUUGCUUUCUUGUAUAUUUAUGUUUUCACUGCUCAUCUGAGUUAUUUUAUUUGUACAUGUAUAAUGUAUAUGAUUAUUAUUGUUGUUGUUGUUGUAAUAUGCUUGUAAUACGCUUUAUCAAAAUGCUUUUAUAGAGCAAAAUAUGUUAAUUCCUGUAACAGUACACAAUUGUAAUUCUCAAUAUGUAUACAUCACAUUAUUUAAAUUACACUUGAGUGUGUUUAAAGCUCACCUGAGAAAAACAGUGAUAUAGUGAGAUUUUGUGAUUGUCCCUAUGUAUUGUCUGUUUUCAUACAAUAUCAACUUUUCAAUCUAACAGCUAAUAUUAUAAAGCUGCUCUAUCAG
This is a messenger RNA of Dreissena polymorpha, 5844 nucleotides long. RefSeq names its product lateral signaling target protein 2-like. Gene Ontology annotation, cellular component: early endosome membrane. The transcript has 11 exons. Gene Ontology annotation, molecular function: metal ion binding. NCBI's taxonomy places the organism in Eukaryota, Metazoa, Mollusca, Bivalvia, Myida, Dreissenidae. The coding region runs from base 129 to 3338 and encodes 1069 amino acids. The record is from RefSeq and is a predicted model, not a curated record.